ACUCUAACACUAUCAACCAUGGCCGACUCCACCGACGUAAAAGACACCCCCGAGCAGACCCAGGAGGAGAAGAAGGAGGAGGCUGGAAAGCUCCCCCAGAACAACAUCUUCUCCAUGUUCGGAGGAGGCGCUCCCAAGAAGAAGGACACUUCCAGGGACGAUGACGAGGAGCAGCCAGAGAAGAAGGAGAAGAAGGAGGGUGAGGAGGAUGAGGCGCCCGAAUCCCCCGAUGUCCACUUCGAGCCCCUGGUUCACCUCGAGAAGGCUGAAGUCAAGACCCACGAGGAGUCUGAGGAACAGACCUUCAAGAUGCGCGCGAAGCUAUUCAAGUUCGAUUCCGAUUCGAAGGAGUGGAAGGAGCGCGGCACCGGUGACGUCAAGCUGUUGAAGCACAAGGAGAACGGCAAGACCAGGCUGGUCAUGAGACGGGACAAGACCCUCAAGGUCUGCGCGAACCACUACGUUGUUCCCAACAUGAAGCUCUCUCCCAACGUUGGCAGCGACAGGAGUUGGGUGUGGAACACCUCUGCCGACGUCAGCGAGGGUGCCCCCGAGGCGCAGACGCUAGCCAUCCGAUUUGCGAACGCCGAGAAUGCCAACCUUUUCAAGGAGGCUUUCAUCAAGGCUCAGCAGGAGAACGAGGAGCUCAUCCACAAGUCGUAA
Molecule: messenger RNA, 663 nt
Organism: Tricharina praecox
Lineage: Eukaryota; Fungi; Ascomycota; Pezizomycetes; Pezizales; Pyronemataceae
Product: RanBP1 domain-containing protein
Exons: 5
Biological process (GO): nucleocytoplasmic transport
Cellular component (GO): nuclear pore; cytoplasm
Molecular function (GO): GTPase activator activity
Source: RefSeq, a predicted model, not a curated record